CCGCCGAGGCCGCCACGCGGGCCAAAGCCGCCGCCAGCGGCGUCAAUCGGAGGACCACGGUGUCUUAUGUGAUCAACGAGGAGAGCCCGGGGCUCCUGCAGACGGCGGAGAGCGGGGCCUUGCAGAGCCUGAAGGAGGCGUGCGAGGCGGUGGGCGCCUGCCUGGAGACGCUGCACUUCGGCAAGCUGGACUUCGGGGAGACGGCGGUGCUGGACCGCUUCUACAACGCGGAUAUUGCCGUGGUGGAGAUGAGCGAUGCUUUCCGUCAGCCCUCCCUUUUUUAUCACCUGGGAGUCCGAGAGAGCUUCAGCAUGGCCAACAACAUUAUCCUCUACUGUGAUACAAAUGCAGACUCCCUGCAGUCUCUGAAGGAAAUUAUUUGCCAGAAGAAUAAUAUGUGUACUGGAAACUACAUAUUUGUUCCAUAUAUGAUAACUCCCCAUAAUAAAGUAUAUUGCUGUGACAGCAGUUUUAUGAAGGGAUUAACGGAGCUAAUGCAGCCCAACUUUGAAUUGUUGCUUGGUCCAAUAUGCUUACCUUUGGUUGAUCGUUUUAUUCAGCUCCUGAAGGCGGCACAGGGCAGUUCAAGCCAAUACUUCAGGGAAUCAAUUCUUAACGAUAUCAGAAAGGCUCGUAACUUGUACACGGGAAAAGAACUAGCUGCAGAACUCGCAAGAAUACGGCAGCGAGUGGAUAAUAUCGAGCUUCUGUCUGCUGACAUUGUGAUAAACUUGUUGUUAUCUUACAGAGAUAUUCAGGAUUAUGAUUCUAUCGUGAAACUGGUAGAAGCAUUAGAAAAACUUCCGACCUUUGAUUUGGCUAUGCAUGAUCAUGUGAAGUUUCAUUAUGCAUUUGCACUGAACAGACGAAAUCUACCUGGAGAUAGGCAGAAAGCACUAGACAUUAUGAUACCUCUAGUGGAGCAUGAGACUCAAGUGGCUUCAGAUAUGUACUGCCUCGUGGGACGAAUCUACAAAGAUAUAUUUCUGGAUUCUGGAUUUACAGACAUAGAAAGUAGAGACCAAGGGACCUUGUGGUUCAAGAAGGCAUUUGAGUCAGAACCAACAUUACAGUCAGGAAUUAAUUAUGCAGUACUACUCUUGGCUGCUGGGCACCAGUUUGAUACAUCUUUUGAGCUGCGGAAAGUUGGAGUGAAGAUAAGCAGCCUGCUUGGGAAAAAAGGAAACCUGGAGAAACUGCAGAGUUACUGGGAAGUAGGCUUUUUCCUAGGAGCGAGUGUCCUGGCAAAUGAUCACACAAGAGUGAUUCAGGCUUCAGAAAAACUUUUCAAACUAAAGACACCAGCAUGGUAUCUCAAGUCUAUUGUGGAGACUAUUUUGAUAUAUCAGCAUUUUAAGAAACUGAAUCCAGAGCAGCAAAUUGCCAAACAUGAACUUGUGGACUUUUGGAUGGACUUUUUAGUUGAGGCGACAAAGACAGAUGUUUCUGUAGUUAGAUUUCCUGUUUUAAUAUUGGAGCCUACAAAAAUUUACCAGCCUUCAUACCUGUCCAUCAAUAGUGAAGCUGAAGAAAAGACAAUCUCCAUCUGGCAUGUUAUGCCUGAUGAUAAGAAAGGCAUUCAUGAAUGGAACUUCAGUGCUGAUUCUAUAAGAGGAGUAAGCAUUUCAAAAUUUGAAGAACGAUGCUGUUUCCUAUAUGUAUUGCACAAUUCAGAUGACUUUCAAAUAUAUUUCUGUACAGAACACCACUGCAAAAAAUUUUUUGAAAUGGUUAAUAGUAUCACUGAGGAAAAAGGGAAAAAUACAGAAGAAGGUGAAUGUGAGGGAGACUCCCUGGAGUAUGACUAUGAAUACGAUGAAAAUGGAGAGCGAGUCAUUUUGGGGAAAGGCACUUACGGCAUAGUUUAUGCUGGACGAGAUCUGAGCAAUCAAGUCAGAAUUGCCAUUAAAGAAAUCCCAGAAAGAGACAGCAGAUACUCCCAGCCUCUACAUGAAGAAAUAGCUUUACAUAAGCACCUGAAACACAAGAACAUUGUCCAGUAUCUUGGUUCAUUUAGUGAAGAUGGAUUCAUCAAAAUAUUCAUGGAACAAGUACCUGGAGGUAGCCUUUCAGCUCUUCUGAGAUCAAAAUGGGGACCACUAAAAGAUAAUGAACAGACUAUUGGCUUUUAUACCAAACAGAUUCUUGAAGGAUUGAAAUACCUCCAUGAUAAUCAAAUAGUACAUCGUGACAUUAAGGGUGACAAUGUACUCAUCAACACGUACAGUGGCGUGCUGAAGAUUUCAGACUUUGGAACAUCAAAGAGGCUGGCUGGGAUAAAUCCAUGCACUGAAACAUUCACAGGUACUCUUCAGUAUAUGGCACCAGAAAUAAUUGAUAAAGGACCAAGAGGUUAUGGGAAACCUGCAGAUAUCUGGUCUUUAGGCUGCACAAUUAUUGAAAUGGCUACUGGGAAGCCACCAUUUUAUGAACUAGGCGAGCCGCAGGCAGCAAUGUUCAAGGUUGGCAUGUUCAAGAUACACCCUGAGAUCCCUGAAUCCAUGUCUGUAGAAGCAAAGGCCUUUCUGUUACGUUGCUUUGAACCUGAUCCAGACAGACGAGCCUGUGCUAAUGAGCUUCUUGUGGAUGAAUUCCUAAAGGUCACAAGCAAGAAAAAGAAAAGCCAAACCAAGCUUGCAGCUCUGUCAGUCGGAUCAAAUGAAUAUCUUCGAAGUAUAUCUUUGCCUGUUCCUGUUCUUGUAGAAGAUACAAGUAGUAGCAGUGAAUAUGGGUCCGUUUCACCUGACACAGAAUUAAAGCUUGACCCAUUUUCUUUUAAAAUGAGGGCCAAAUCCUGUGGAGAAAAAGAUGCCAAAGGACUUAGGUCCCUUUUUCUAAGCAUUCCAGAUGAGAAUUUUGAGGACCACAGUGCUCCUCCUUCACCGGAUGAGAAGGAUUCUGGCUUCUUCUUGCUUAAAAAGGACAGCGAGCGAAGAGCCACCCUCCAUAGAAUCCUAACCGAGGACCAAGAAAAGGUGGUGAGGAAUUUGAUGGAAGCCUUAGCGCAGGGAACCGAAGAACCUAAACUGAAAUACGAACACAUCACCACUUUAGUUGCCAGUCUCAGAGAAUUUGUAAGAUCAACUGAUCGCAAAAUGAUUGCAAACACACUUUCAAAGCUGAAACUGGAGCUGGACUUUGACAGUCAUGGCAUCAGUCAAGUUCAGUUGGUACUCUUCGGUUUCCAAGAUGCAGUGAAUAAAGUUCUAAGAACUCACAAUAUCAAACCACACUGGAUGUUUGCACUGGACAGCAUAAUUCGCAAAGCAGUGCAGACAGCUAUUACUAUUAUGGUUCCAGAACUGAGGACACACUUCAGUAUAGCAUCUGAGAGUGACACAGCAGAUCAGUGUGAGGACAUUGAAGGUGAAGAGGAACAUGAAGAACAGUCUUCAAACCCAGUUGUUCAGAGGCCUUGCCUCAUGUUAGAUGAUGCUAUAGCUACCUCAGGUGUAAGCACACUCAGUUCUACUGUAUCUCACGAUUCCCAGGCUGCCCAAAGAUCCCUCAAUGUUCAACUUGGAAGGCUCAAAUUGGAAACCAACAGACUUCUAGAAGAGCUAGUGCAAAAGGAGAGAGAAUUUCAAGCCCUGUUGCAUCACGCCAUAGAAGAAAAGGAACAGGAGAUCAAAAAUCUGAAGCUUAGGACUCAACCAAUAGAUAUUCCUGGCACGUCUCCCUCUCAUUUUAGCAAUGCCGAUGGAAGACUUGGAGAUCAAGAUUUGAUAAAUUGGCUUAGAGCUCAUGGUGCUGAUGAAGAAACCAUAAACAGGUUCUUGGCAGAAGACUACACACUAAUGGAUGUUCUCUGCUAUGUUACACGAGAUGAUCUAAAAUGCCUUAGACUCAGAGGAGGCAUUUUGUGUAGUCUGUGGAAGGCCAUCAGUGACUGUCGAGAGAAGCCUGCCUGCCCUUGAGUAAAGGAAUAUCCUCCAUCUCCAAAGACGGCUGGAGCCUUCCUGCACCGCAGAGCAAGAGUGCUCUCAAAGAGAUGCUGUUGCACUUUAAGCCAGUAUUUACUGUUGUAAAGAUCAGUGCAGCUUUCUGACUGCAUUGAUUGCCAGUAUCCCUGAGAAAAAUGUCUACAACAUUAAAUAGGAUUUUAGAGGGGGGGUUGUUUGUUUGGUGUGUGUGUUUAUACAUAGAGUUCUCCUUUUCUAAAGUCCUGAAACCAAAGUUCCCUCUAAUUCUCCAGAGCUCUAUGCAGAGGCUCCGCCCCCUGCACACGGAGUUCCAGCUGCAAACAGAAGCAAGUGGGCGGAUACACACGCUCGCUUGUCUGUGUGGCUUAGAGGGAAUGUUGCUGUAACAUAUAACAGAACCAAAUGUUGAUAUAACACAAACCUGUUGUAAGAUAUUAUGGAACUGGACAUCACUGAAGAAAAAAAACAGAAAACAAAAUGUGAAACUUUUAAGAUUUUUAAGUGAAGAUGAAUAACCGAAGCCUGAGGUUAGGAUGAUUCCUAGGUCCUUCUGCUGCCACACACCCUGUAAUAUGACAAGGAGAUAACUCAGUUCACCCCAGGGUAGCUUUGGAUGCAAUUCAGAGCUUCCCCAUGGGUAACUGAGUAGGAGGGCUUGGUUCAUGAUGAGACGGAUAAGGGCUCAUGCAUGUUUUUUUGCUCAAGGUCCUUGUUUGUUUUCAAAACCUGGAAGAGAAGUCAUAGUUGAAAUGACUGUGUCGAGCUAAUUGGGUAGCUUUUUCUUCAAGUAUACUGAACACCUCAGUUGAUACUUCUAGCCCUCUCUGAAUGUGUAUAUUAAUUUUAUUUUUAGUAACUUAAAUCCCAUUCCACAAUGCAUUUGUGAAGUUCUUUUUAGUCUUGUUUAUGUGCUACUGAACUGUACCAGUUACAUAUGCCUGAAAUACAUAUAGUAUUGUUAGCUUGUUCUAAAGCUAUUCAUUGUGACAUACAGUCAAUUAAUAAAGAAUAAUGCACAAUUCUAA
Messenger RNA from Pogona vitticeps (central bearded dragon), 4948 nucleotides. RefSeq names its product mitogen-activated protein kinase kinase kinase 5 (gene MAP3K5). The record is from RefSeq and is a predicted model, not a curated record. Gene Ontology annotation, biological process: protein phosphorylation; cellular response to stress; MAPK cascade. Gene Ontology annotation, molecular function: MAP kinase kinase kinase activity; ATP binding. Lineage: Eukaryota; Metazoa; Chordata; Lepidosauria; Squamata; Agamidae.